This is a messenger RNA of Mycena indigotica, 1257 nucleotides long. RefSeq lists its product as uncharacterized. The record is from RefSeq and is a predicted model, not a curated record. The transcript has 9 exons. The coding region runs from base 1 to 1257 and encodes 418 amino acids. NCBI's taxonomy places the organism in Eukaryota, Fungi, Basidiomycota, Agaricomycetes, Agaricales, Mycenaceae.
AUGUCCUCCUGGUCGUUCCACGUACAGCCCCCCAGCCCUUUAAUCGACUAUCAUGGGCCAUGGCACUUAAAGCGGGAUAACAAUACUGGCCAACCGAACAAUGAAUUCGUGUCCUCCUGUCAUGGCGCAAAUUGUACAGCAACACUCAACGUACAAAAUCCCUACGAGGUUGUCUCAGCCGGUGUUUGUAUAAGAAGACCCCCACCAUUAGACAUCCACUUCCAUCCAGUAUUUACUGAAAAUGACACUAUGCAGGACACCCGAUGUGAUCAAAAGGAGGGCGUCUUUUACAGUUGGAACUCCACUUCCAACUUUACCGUGUACACGGGUUCCUCUUCCUUGGUACUUCUACACUUCAAUCUUACGAUGAGGGCCAAGUCCUCGCAGUCGGCCUGUAUUCCAGUGAAGUCGGCAUUUCACCACCCUUAUCAGGAUAUACUCUAUCGCAACGGUUCACAGCCAUCGAUAUUGAACUUCACGGGCGACCGGAUUGCGCUACUUGGGAAUAGUAACCGUCAGCAAGAUAACAGACCUAUCAACUUCACCGUCGCGAUCGAUGGUCGGAGCAGCAAUCUCAGUGCAGAGAUGUCAGCGCACCUGAAUGCAUCUCAUUCCGCCAACAGUCAAGUACUGUUCUUUGCCACGGGCCUCGCUGGAGAUAACCACACCUUGAGAUUCACUGUUCAUAACGAUUCAGACUUGAAUCCGCUCGAGUAUCUCAUCGUUGAUGGAAGCAACAAAUCUCCGAGUCAAGAUUCUGCCCUCUCAGUAAUUACCAGCACGACUACUCGAGAUAGCACCAGCAUAACGACCACAACUCCCACAUCCACAUCAAUCGCACCCAUUGCCACCUCAAAUGGCAAAUCCGUGCCUGUAGCCGUCCUCAUUGCUGUGCCCAGCGUCCUUGUUCUGAUGUUACUAGUCGUAUCUGGAUACGUCCUUUACCUUCGCCGUCACACAAAACGGCGCCAGCAGCUGGACUCGGAUCCGCCUCCGACUCAGCCUGAUAUGGAUGACUGGCCAACCACGGGCCCAACUGCGCGGUCGGAAACCAUUGACAACAUGCCAUCGGAGUUAACCACACGAUCACGUUUCUACGAGCCGCUUCAUUGGAUGCAGUCGACGCCGAUGCGCUCUUCGACAGUCCAAUCGUUGACAAAUACAUACGGGUUUCCCAAGACAGAGACCGCGGAGUCGCGCUCACAGUAUUCUGAGUCCAGUCUUCGUACUAGUGCUGAAACAGUAUAUGCACUUUGA